Messenger RNA from Ilex paraguariensis (yerba mate), 837 nucleotides. Lineage: Eukaryota; Viridiplantae; Streptophyta; Magnoliopsida; Aquifoliales; Aquifoliaceae. The record is from the annotation of a GenBank genome assembly.
AUGAAUUUGGGUGAUCUCCAUAAGGUAUGGGAUAUCAAAUCCCUCAAGAAGGUGGGAGAGGAAGAAGCUCGGAAGAUUCUCGACAGGAUCGCCAAACAGGUUCAGCCCAUCAUGCGUAAACGCAAAUGGAGGGUCAAACUUCUCUCCGAAUUCUGUCCUAAGAAUCCGGCUCUUCUGGGGUUGAACGUUGGAGGUGGUGUGAAUGUAAAGCUGAGGCUUCGAAGGCCAAAUAGAGAUUGGGAUUUCUACCCUUUUGAUCAAGUUCUUGAUACAAUGCUUCACGAGCUCUGCCACAACGUUCAUGGUCCUCACAAUGCCAAUUUCUACAAACUUUGGGACGAAAUCAGAAAGGAAUGUGAGGAUCUAAUGACAAAUGGGAUAACUGGCACAGGGGAAGGGUUUGAUCUUCCUGGAAAGCGAUUGGGUGGGUUCUCUCGUCAACCUUCUCUUUCCUCUCUUCGCCAAACUGCAGCAGCUGCUGCGGAAAAGAGAGCACGUCUUGGAUCUUUGCUACCAUCUGGACCUAAACGCCUGGGUGGUGAUAGCUCUAUUAUGGUUGCACUAAGUCCUGUACAAGCGGCUGCAAUGGCUGCAGAAAGGAGAUUACAAGACGAUAUCUGUGUCUUGCCCGUGAAUAUCCUGCAGGCAUUAGCUCCAAUAUGCAAGCUUUGCAGCACCCAAAAGCCUAAAGAUGUUCAGCACAAGGCCAAAAUCUGGUCAUGUAAGUUCUGUACUCUGGAAAAUAGUGUGAAGCUAGAAAAAUGUGCAGCAUGUGCACAGUGGAGAUAUUCAAAUGGCACGCCUGUGGCAACCCAUGCACCCAAUCUUGGCACUUGA